GUUAAUUUUGCAGAAAACAAAAUGGCGUCCGGAAGCGGAAGUCAGUCUAAAACUGCGCAGAAAACAUGGGAGUUGACGAACAGUGUGAUGGAGGUAUCAGCUGGUGAUGAGAUCUACAAGUAUGACCGUGAGCAGCAGCAGUCCUUACUAGCAGCCAAACCCUGGGAGAAGGAUCCACAUUUCUUCAAGGAUAUUAAAAUAUCUGCUCUUGCACUUCUGAAGAUGGUAAUGCAUGCAAGAUCUGGUGGAAAUCUUGAGAUAAUGGGUUUACUGCUGGGUAAGGUGGACGCCAACGUGAUGGUUGUGAUGGAUAGCUUUGCUCUACCAGUGGAAGGAACAGAAACCAGGGUGAACGCACAGGCCCAGGGAUACGAGUACAUGACAGCGUACAUAGAAUCUGCCAAACAAGUUGGAAGACUGGAGAAUGCCAUUGGUUGGUACCAUUCACAUCCAGGAUACGGAUGUUGGUUGUCUGGUAUUGAUGUUUCUACUCAAAUGCUGAAUCAGAAUUUUCAGGAUCCCUUUGUUGCAAUAGUAGUUGAUCCAAUCCGAACUAUUUCAGCAGGGAAGGUCAACUUAGGGGCUUUCCGUACCUAUCCGAAGGGGUAUAAACCCCCUGAUGAGGAGACCAGUGAGUACCAAACUAUCCCUCUAAACAAGAUUGAGGAUUUUGGAGUUCACUGUAAACAGUAUUACAGUCUAGAUGUUUCGUACUUCAAGUCAAAUAUGGAUAAGGCACUACUUGACUCCUUGUGGAACCACUACUGGGUCAACACGCUCAGCUCCUCCUCCCUACUCACUAACUCAGAGUACACUACAGGACAGAUCUUUGACUUGGCGGACAAGCUGGAGACCUGGGAUAACCAGAUGGGCCGAGGAUACGUCAUGGGACACGAGGGUAGUGAGAAGAAGGCAGACGACAAACUGAGUAAAGCUACGACGGACGCCUGCAAGAUCACUGGGGAGGUGUUGAACGGGAUGCUCGGACAGAUCAUCAAGGACAGAUUAUUUAAUCAGGUGUCCUGUAAACAUGGAGGAGAGCCAUCCAAACAAUAGUCUGGUCCAAACUCUUCAAUCCUCUACACUCAUUCAGACAGAAAUAAUCCACCCUGCCACACACAUUCGCCAUCUGCCACGCCCACCAGCCCUAAUAUGAGAAAACAUUCUUAACUUCUUUGUCUGCGUCUUGUGCGUCAGAUUUCUGUUGUUAUAUUACCGCGGCACUCUCUCACAUGGUUACUUUCAGAAAA
Messenger RNA from Eurytemora carolleeae, 1250 nucleotides. It is a transcript of the gene CSN5, whose product is annotated as COP9 signalosome complex subunit 5. Gene Ontology annotation, biological process: protein deneddylation. Gene Ontology annotation, cellular component: cytoplasm; COP9 signalosome. The transcript is spliced from 11 exons. The record is from RefSeq and is a predicted model, not a curated record. NCBI's taxonomy places the organism in Eukaryota, Metazoa, Arthropoda, Copepoda, Calanoida, Temoridae. Bases 22 to 1056 code for a protein of 344 amino acids. Gene Ontology annotation, molecular function: protein binding; deNEDDylase activity; metallopeptidase activity.